AUGCAGCGAACAGGCGCUUUCAAGGCUCGCGGUGCAUUCCACGCCAUAGAGCGACUCAAGCAGGAACCGGGCUGGCUCGAGAACGGCGGACGGGAGAAGGGUGUCGUCGGAUACAGCGCAGGCAACCACGCCCAAGCUCUCGCCCUGGCUGCCGCAGAAAACGGCAUCUCCUCCCACAUUGUCAUGCCAACCACGACCCGCCCCAACAAGAUCGCCGCAACGAAAGGCUACGGCGCCAACGUCGUCGUCUCCGGCCCCGACUUCUCCGGCCGCGAAGCCGUUGCCGCGCAAAUCGUCGCCUCCACCGGCGGCCGCCUCGUCCCGCCUCACGACCACCCGGACGUGAUCCUCGGCCAAGCCACGGCUGGACUCGAAAUGCAGGCUCAAAUCGCCGAGCAGGAGCGGUCCCCCGCCAGGUUCGACGCAAUCAUCGCGCCCUGUAGCGGCGGUGGGUUGUUGUCCGGUACCGCGCUGAGCUGCGAGGGCACUGGGAUCAAGGUCUUUGGCGCCGAGCCCGAGUUCGAGGGCGCCGAUGACGGGCGGAGGGGGUACUACUCCGGCACGAGGAUCACGGAGGUCAAGACGAGAACGGUGGCGGAUGGUUUGGUCGGGACUAUUAGUGCUACGCCGUGGAGUCUGAUCUAUGAAAGGAGGCUAGUGAGCGGCAUGUAUGCCGUGUCUGAGGAGGAGAUCUUGGAGGCCACCAAGCUCAUCCUCGAAAGACUCAAGAUGUGGAUUGAGCCAAGUUCUGCGGUCCCACUGGCGGUUGCGCUGUAUAAUGAGGAUUUCAGGAGCAUGGUCGAGCGAGAGUCUGGCGAGAAAGGUUGGGAUCUGGGGCUUAUCGUUAGUGGAGGGAACAUUGGUGUGGAUGGCUUGGUGAAGCUGUUCUCGGCGUAA
Colletotrichum spaethianum is the source of this 897-nucleotide messenger RNA. Its product is annotated as putative serine-rich protein. NCBI's taxonomy places the organism in Eukaryota, Fungi, Ascomycota, Sordariomycetes, Glomerellales, Glomerellaceae. The coding region runs from base 1 to 897 and encodes 298 amino acids. The record is from RefSeq and is a predicted model, not a curated record. Gene Ontology annotation, molecular function: ATP binding; serine racemase activity; L-serine ammonia-lyase activity. The transcript has 2 exons. Gene Ontology annotation, biological process: L-serine metabolic process; pyruvate biosynthetic process; D-serine biosynthetic process.